AUGUCUUCCGCCUAUCAAGGAUUGGGAUCGUCUGGUCUGGGUGGAGGGAGCAGCGGGAACAACAACGGAACCGGAUCUUCAUCUUCAUCAUCUUCUCAUCUCAACAGCAGCAGCAACAAUAAUAACAACAACAACACGAGCAGCAGCAGCAGCAGUAACGGCAAUAACCACAACAGCAGCAACCAUCGAAGAUUAUUCAACGGGUGGAACUACCAGCCCGCAGACCCCCCUCCGCUCCCCCCUCCACCACCCCCGCCGGGUCUAGGCAGUCAGAGAAAUGGUUGUGUCAGUAAUUUUAGUCCCUAUUCUAGUUCUCUACACGGACCAACCCUGCCACACAAUCCAUACAGCUCAUUCGGAACGGGGACUGACUUCCUCCCACACCAGUUUAACCCCUUGAACCAGCUCUCUGCGGCCAGCCAUCGCAACUUGAGCUCGUUUUACCCGGACCUCUACGGCCACCACCACCACCACCAUCAUCAUCAAUCUAGUCCCACGAGUUUAGCCGGAAGAAGUUUGUUGACGGAUCUCGGGAUGCCGCCAAGAUUUGAUAGUGAUCCUCUUGGCAGUUACAUUGCGGACUCGCCAUCUGGCAUUCGAAUCAAGUUGCAGAGCACGCAUCUCAGAAGUUUCGCUAACUUCAUUUCAUUUUAA
This is a messenger RNA of Helobdella robusta, 654 nucleotides long. RefSeq lists its product as hypothetical. Bases 1 to 654 code for a protein of 217 amino acids. The record is from RefSeq and is a predicted model, not a curated record. The transcript has 3 exons. Lineage: Eukaryota; Metazoa; Annelida; Clitellata; Rhynchobdellida; Glossiphoniidae.